GAGAGAGAGAGGGAGAGAGAGUCUGUUUGGGUUUGUGAGCUUAAUAUAGUAAGGCUGGCUGUGAUGAUCGUACCAUAGGGAAGUGAGCUCACUUUUGCGUCCUGAAUAGAACAAAGGCAGCAACGUUGGCUGCUAGCUUUGGCUCUGUGCGUGUUUACAGGCGUGGUUACGUACGUAUUCCUCUAAUUCCGUUUGUGGUCUGGUUUUGGGUGAAAGAAUCUUUCUGAGUUUCUCCACUUUUCUUGCCUAUCUUUAAUCGCUUCCUGACCCUCUCUCUACUUCUGUAGUCCUCUGAACUUCUCCCACUCGAUAGGAUUUGUCUAUACUUUCAGGUUUUCAGCAAGGCAACCUGAAAUAAAAACCAAAGAAAUAAGAGCCCAAGCACUUGUCUGUUUUUACUGGUUUUCCUUGUCUGGGUUAUUUUUGUCUUGAGCUGUGAAAAUGGUUUCUGGGUUUUCUUCUCUGGGUCUUUGUUUUGGUUUGGGGUCAGAGGCAGGAGAAACUGGGCUUUGAUGUUUCGGAGAUUUGGUGAAGAAGGAAAAGAAAAUGGAGGGUUCUUCUGGGAACCGAGAGCUGUACAAUCCUCAUUUUCGUGAUAUGAUUGCUAAUGAAAGUAAGUGGGUUGUGAGAAGAGAUGAAGUCAGAUUUGGAGCUUCAGAGGAUAAGAAGUUGGAGCUAAGGCUGGGACCUCCAGGAGAAGAUUGGUUUGAAAAAGGGAACAUCAAAAAGGACACCAGAGAUAGAGAUGAGUCUCUUCUCUCUCUUGGGCACUUCUCUUCCAUGGCUUAUAAGACCACUAACAACCACAGCGUUUCUGCUGGAGCAAAGAGAGGGUUCUUAGAUACAAUUGAAGCCAAAGCAGAAGAGAAGACAUGGAUGAUGAACCUCAACACUAACCAAAACCAAAAGCUUUCAUCUUCAGAAAAACCGGGUGGAGUUAGUUUCUCCACUCCAUCUCCUUGGUCUUCAACCCCUACAUCUCCUUCAGCCUCCCAAGUGAAGACCCAACAGCAGCAACAGCAGCAAAAGCCUCAGUUUCUUCAGUUCCCCUCGGUUCCUCAGAGGUUACCUGUUAUGUCAAAGGAACCAUCACAGACAUGUAGCACAAAAGUCACGGACUUGCAGAACCCUGAGAAGAAAGCAUGUUCCCCUGCUUCUGCUUCAGUUCCUGCAAACACAGCUGUGCUCAACAGCUCACAGAAAAGAACUUCUCCUGCUCCAGUUGUGGGUUGGCCUCCAAUUCGUUCAUUCAGGAAGAAUCUUGCAAGCAGUAGCAACUCCAAGCCGGCAUCUGAGAUACGUGAUACACCUUCAGCAGAUGUAAAUGGAGAAAAAACUGAAGCUUCCAGGAAGACUUUGUUUGUGAAGAUUAACAUGGAUGGGGUUCCUAUUGGAAGGAAAGUGGAUCUCAAAGCCUAUGACAGCUAUGAAAAACUGUCCUCAGCAGUUGAUGAACUCUUCAGAGACCUUCUUGCAGCUCAAGGAGAUUCUUCUGCUGCUGGAGAUCAAAAGAAAGCAGAACCCAAGGCAAUUACAGGUUUAUUAGAUGGAAAAGGGGAAUAUACUCUGGUGUAUGAGGAUAACGAGGGAGACAGAAUGCUUGUUGGUGACGUCCCAUGGCAAAUGUUUGUGUCAACGGUGAAGAGGCUUCGUGUUUUGAAGAGUUCGGAACUUCCCAAAUUACAGAUUGGGAACAUUAGUAAGCCAGAGAGGACUAGAGUGGACUGUGGAGUGAAAUGAGGAAGUGGAUCAUGAGGAAUUUGUCAAUGGAGAAUAUUCAUGGCAAAGUAUCUUCUGAGUUGGUUUUGUAAUUUAAGAUUUGGCUUUAGAUCAUUUUGAGGGAGAGGAUGAACACCAGUCUUUUUUGUACCCUUUUUAUUUUUUGGUUAUCUGUUUCAGCAGCCAUUGUAGAAAGAAAAUCCAAAUACACCAGUUUGGUUCCAAAA
Macadamia integrifolia is the source of this 1946-nucleotide messenger RNA. Its product is annotated as auxin-responsive protein IAA26-like. The record is from RefSeq and is a predicted model, not a curated record. Gene Ontology annotation, biological process: regulation of DNA-templated transcription. NCBI's taxonomy places the organism in Eukaryota, Viridiplantae, Streptophyta, Magnoliopsida, Proteales, Proteaceae. Gene Ontology annotation, cellular component: nucleus. Bases 547 to 1740 code for a protein of 397 amino acids. Gene Ontology annotation, molecular function: protein binding. The transcript has 6 exons.